AUGGCCACUUUGGCCUCCUCACCUCCCACCUCGCCCUCGUGGCCCAAACGACGCCCGCGAGCAUGGGCCCUCCGAUGUGAACGAUAUUGUUGUGCAGCUGCAACCUGCUUCCCACUUGCCUUCGUCUAUGGUAUUACUACAUGGGCAGUAUAUGUCGCUGUCAGCAUUGGCAUCAAGCCUUCGCGAAGUGACUGGAUCGGCAUCCCAAGCAGUAUCAUCGCAUUUACCUUUUACGCCAUCCUCAACUUCUCAUAUACCAUCGCCGUUUUCACCGAUCCGGGGUCACCGCUCUCGACUCACAGCGGCGCCGACCGUCAUGAGUACAGCGCCCUCCCACCCUCCGAGCACCCGGAGUUCACCUCAUAUACCGUUAGCUCGACCGGCGAUUCACGGUAUUGCAAAAAAUGCCAGUGCCCGAAGCCGGAUCGCGCGCACCACUGCUCGACGUGCAAACGAUGCGUCCUCAAGAUGGACCAUCACUGUCCCUGGCUCGCAACUUGUGUUGGACUGCAUAAUUAUAAGGCAUUUUUGUUGUUUUUGAUCUAUACCUCAAUAUUUUGCUGGGUUGUUUUUGGAAUCGCGGCCAUCUGGGUCUGGACCGAGAUCCUGAACGACACUCAGUACAUGGAUACUAUCCUCCCAGUCAACGUGGUUCUGCUAGCUAUCCUGGGUGGUAUCAUCGGACUGGUACUGAGCGGGUUCACAGCCUGGCAUAUCAGCCUCGCUGUGCGAGGUACCACCACCAUCGAAUGUCUGGAAAGAACCCGGUACGUGUCUCCUCUGCGCAAAGCGCUCGACCGACGACGGAACGAGCAAGCGCCCAACGACAACUAUUGGGGCGAGCCGGGCGAUGGUACUAUGUCCAACCGACUGCAAGACUACGGAAAUCAGAUCCUCGAUGCCCACGCCAAUACUAUCCCUGGAGUCACCCGGGCCGAGGAAGGCGAAGAGCACAUCUAUGCCAUGCCUCGUCCAUCAGGGCCCCCCGACGGCUUCGGCAACGGCCUAACACCAGCGCAACAAGCGCUGACCCGGUCAUACGCCGAAAUGGAGCGACAGCGCGAGUACGAACGGUACCAGGAGUACCAAAACGACGAAGAUAACGAGAAGAUGCCCAGCGCAUUUGAUCUCGGCUGGCGGCGCAACUUGCUUCACCUCUUCGGUGAGCGGCCCCUUCUCUGGGCUGUGCCCAUUUGCAACACUACCGGCGAUGGCUGGCACUGGGAGCCGAGUCGGGAAUUCCUCGAAGCGCGCGAUCGCAUGCGACAGCGCCGAGAACAGGAAUCCAGCGAACAACAACAAUACUACCGCGAGCUGUACCAGCGUAAUCUGGACAAUAGCAAUAGUUGGAGGGAAAGUGCGCAACCGCUGCGCAUGCCUAACCGUGGUAGCACGCCUGACAGGCCCCCGACGUCUGUGUCAAUGCAGACGCUUGCACCCCGGUCUCCGCGGCCAAGGCCUGGGGACAGUGAUUAUGGAGAUGAUAUUGAAGGAAAUGGGUUGUUGGACCCGGGCGCCGGACGCCAGCAAGCCUCGCCACGGGAUACUGAUGAAUGGCGAGACUGGGAGUAG
Molecule: messenger RNA, 1572 nt
Organism: Penicillium paradoxum
Lineage: Eukaryota; Fungi; Ascomycota; Eurotiomycetes; Eurotiales; Aspergillaceae
Product: DHHC family palmitoyltransferase
Exons: 2
Coding region: 1-1572 (523 amino acids)
Biological process (GO): peptidyl-L-cysteine S-palmitoylation; protein targeting to membrane
Cellular component (GO): Golgi apparatus; endoplasmic reticulum
Molecular function (GO): protein-cysteine S-palmitoyltransferase activity
Source: RefSeq, a predicted model, not a curated record